This is a messenger RNA of Epithele typhae, 1179 nucleotides long. Its product is annotated as ribonuclease H-like protein. NCBI's taxonomy places the organism in Eukaryota, Fungi, Basidiomycota, Agaricomycetes, Polyporales, Epitheliaceae. Gene Ontology annotation, molecular function: nucleic acid binding; 3'-5' exonuclease activity. Gene Ontology annotation, biological process: rRNA processing. The record is from RefSeq and is a predicted model, not a curated record. Gene Ontology annotation, cellular component: nucleus. Bases 1 to 1179 code for a protein of 392 amino acids. The transcript has 5 exons.
AUGGUCGCUAAAGACAAAGCUGCCGCCAAAUCUCCCUCUUCGAACUGGCUUGCUCUCCAGAAGAAGCUCCCAAAGUCGAAAACGACCGAAGGCGGUGUGAGCGCGUUCGUCGCGCGUAAGCGUCGCAAACUCGCACACGCUUCCGAAUCCCCAGCACCUUCCUUCGUCGAUCUUGCAACUCAGCCGUCUUCGUCACUGUCGAGUACUCAUGAAUUUCCCCGCGGUGAAGUGGAGCAUGCGCCUGGAAAAGCGUCGAUAAAGGAUGAAGUCAAGAACGGAGAGUCUGUUGCAGAUCUGGUGAAGAUGGUUCUCGGAGAGACUGAGCAUCCGCACCCGCAUCAUCAGCCGGGGAAGUACCUAUCUCUUGAUUGUGAGAUGGUCGGGGUGGGUAUUGACGGCUCAGAAUCCGCGCUCGCGCGCGUCUCGCUAGUCAACUUCUACGGACAUGUUCUCCUCGACGCCAUCGUCCGCCCGCGCGAACGCGUCGUCGACUACAGGACCGAGUUCUCUGGCAUUCGGCCCGCAGACAUGGUCAACGCACGACAAUUCGUCGAUGUUCAGAAAGAAGCGGCCGAUCUGCUAAAAGACCGCAUCCUCGUCGGGCACGCAGUGCACAACGACCUGAAGGCGCUCCUCCUCUCGCACCCGCGCCCCCUCACGCGCGACACGCAGCUCCUCGCGCACAAACACAACCUGAUGCGCGGCCGGCGACCCGCGCUUCGCCACCUGGUUCGGCAGGAGCUCGGGCUCACGAUCCAAGGCGGAGAGCAUUCUUCGGUCACGGAUGCGCGUGCGACGAUGGCCGUCUUCCGUCUACACCGGAAGACGUGGGAGAAAGGCCUCCGUGCGCCUCCACCACCCAAGUCUCCGCCUCCUUCAUCCGCCGCCCGCAAACGGACACGAUCCGAGUCUGAAGGGGAUGACGACGAAGAGGAAGGGGAAGAUGCCGAAGCAGCUCCGCCAUUGGACCAGAAGGAUGGAAGGACGGGGAAGAAGACUCGGGAAUCGUUCCCGGGAGGGGGACGGAAGAGAGUUUCGUCCGGGCUUUCGACCGUCGUGAAGCGGAUAGGUGGGACCGGUAAAGACGGCGACAGAGGGAGAGGGAAGCCAAAAGCAAAAGACAAGUGGUGGAAGGAGCUCGGACGUGGGUCAAAAGGCGGCAUCAGGCUUCCAGUAUAG